CUGACACUCACGGAAUAAAGACGAAAGCGAAACUUUGUUCAGUUGUUAUGACGAAUAAUUACAACUGGGUUAAUAGUUUUUAUACUUUCAUAUAAAGAAACUGUGGAUCAAACGCGUUUAAGUUCCUUAAUUUCGCAAUGGCAAACUUAAAAUCGGAUUUGGACGAGUAUUUACUUCAGAACGAAAGUCGUCGAAGUUAUAAAAUUAGUUUGCCAUUCUCUACUCCUAGUUUCUUCUCACGAAAUAAUGACGAAACUCCCACUAGCACCAGCUCGACCGGAACUUGGUUUGAAAACGUACAAAAGGAGUAUUUUACACUAAGUCGGACGCAACGUUUCCUUGGUUUCGGUAUAUGUUUAUUCUUGGGAACCCUCUGCUUUAUAUUGUCAUUCUUUUAUAUACCUCUACUUUUAUUGAAAGCCAGAAAGUUUGCACUAUUGUUCACAUUGGGUAGCUUUUUCUUCAUACUCAGUUUCAGUUUUCUAUAUGGUCCCUGGGCACACGUGAAGUCUCUAUUCAGCAAGGAAAGAGCCUUAACAACAACACUAUAUGGGCUUUCUCUAAUAGCAACAUUAUACUGUGCACUUCAUCUGCAGAGUACUCCGUUAACAGUUAUUUGUGCCGUUGCCCAAGUAUUAGCUCUUAUGUGGAUGAUGCUUGGUUCCAUACCUGGUGGAUCAUCGGGGAUGAGAUUCUUUGGAAGCAUGUUUAAAUCAUCCGUGUCAAACACCUUGCCUAUUUAACAGAAAUUUAUUACGCAUUUUCUAACAUGCGAUAGCCUAUAUUACAUAAUCAUAGUUUUGUAAAGAUUAUUUUCUAUUUAUUAUAAACUAAGUUUAUAAAAUUGUAAGUAUGGAUAUGGAGGUGUUAAUAGUGAGUUUCUAUAUUAAUUUUAAUUUUAAAUAAAAUUCCUCUAAUGUACAUAAUUUCUUAGAUUUUAUACCUGUAUCUUUGUCAGAAUAUAACAUAUGUAACCAUUAAGCUAAUUUUGACCAAUCAAGUAUAACAUAAAUUAUGUUAAUUAAAGAUAGCUAAAAGUUUCCUUUGAGUGAAUUGUGGCUGAUUUUAUGAGACUUGUGCAGCAAAUCAUGUUAUUUUGAAUAUCAAUAACUACUGAAAUCUCUAGUACUUUUUGUAUUUUUUGUUCAUUUUCAUUGAAGUAUGUUGAUACUAAUAUUUUGUAUCAAUUUUAAUUGAAUUUAAAAUCGAAUCAAAUACAUUUAUAAUCAAAAAGGCGUACAUAUCACAAAGUAUAAACAAGCACAAAUUAAUUACUAUAUUAAAUCAGUAUACUGCUAUAUCUAAGUAUUAAGAUAUAAUUAUUUGUGCAAUUAUAUUAUACUUAUGAAUAUAUUAAAAAUACUGUACUCUUUCAUCUCCUUAUAGUUAACGUAUUUCUUUUCUUUUAUUUUUGAAUAAAAUUAUUCUACAAGUUUAGAUCCUGUCCUAAAAUGUUCUUUAUGUGUAUGCAAUAAUGUGUUUAUGAAAGUGUUGACAUUAUGAAGAUAUUUUGUAAAUAAAGGUGUGAAAGAUUAA
Messenger RNA from Melitaea cinxia (Glanville fritillary), 1536 nucleotides. Its product is annotated as protein transport protein sft2. The record is from RefSeq and is a predicted model, not a curated record. Gene Ontology annotation, cellular component: membrane. The transcript is spliced from 3 exons. Lineage: Eukaryota; Metazoa; Arthropoda; Insecta; Lepidoptera; Nymphalidae. Bases 138 to 743 code for a protein of 201 amino acids. Gene Ontology annotation, biological process: vesicle-mediated transport.